CUUUCCAAGUUCAACGCUUCUUCUUCUUCUGCUUCUGGGUCUGAAGGCUUCCCCACGACCGUGCUGAACCCGAUGGAGAUCGACCCUUGUGACAACUCCAACUGGCUCGUCGAUUACGGGCUCGUGGAUGUUUCGGCUGGGGACGUCCUUCCCUCUCCCGGGUUCGCCUGGUCCUCUCCGUCCUUCGACGUCUCCUCCUCCAAUGCCAGCAUAGAGGUCAACCGUGCAUCUACUAGGGAUUCAGGGAACCUCAAGGGCAUGAGCUGUCGCAAAAGACUGAAAUCUGAAGCAUGCCUCGCAUCUGGUUCCAAAGCAUGCCGGGAGAAACUUCGAAGGGAUAGGCUAAAUGAAAGGUUCCUAGAAUUGGGUUCUAUCUUGGAGCCUCGAAGGCCACCCAAGACGGACAAGUCUGCCCUUUUGAGUGAUGCUGUUCGCAUGGUUACCCAGCUGCGUAAUGAAGCGCAGAAACUCAAGGAGUCGAAUGAGGAAUUGCAAGAGAAAAUAAAAGAAUUAAAGGCUGAGAAGAAUGAAUUUCGCGAUGAGAAACAGAGGCUAAAGUCAGAUAAAGAGAAAUUGGAGCAACAGCUGAAAGCCAUGAGCUUUCAUCCAGUUUUUCCACCUCAUCCAUCUGCACUGUCGACACCUUUUGCUGCUCAAGAGCGAGCAGGUGGCAACAAGUUGAUGCCUUAUAUCGGUUUCCCUGGCAUGGCAAUGUGGCAAUUUAUGCCGCCUGCUGCAGUUGACACGUCGCAGGAUCACGUACUCCGUCCUCCUGUUGCUUAAUCAGCAGACACAAAUCAUCUGGUAGUCUGUCUUACUAGGAUUCGUGUGCUAAUGUUUGUGUUGUUUCUUCGACCUUCUACAUUGGAUUUCCACAAAGUGGAAAAACUUGAUGAGGUGGAUGAUCUAAUUUGCGGACCGAUAUCACCAUUGUUUCUCAUCCAUUGUAGUAUAGACGUACUGUUGCCAUGUAAAAUGCAAUAAGACAGAACUUCUUGUUUGAAAA
This is a messenger RNA of Syzygium oleosum, 1006 nucleotides long. Its product is annotated as transcription factor ILR3-like. Gene Ontology annotation, biological process: intracellular iron ion homeostasis; regulation of DNA-templated transcription. The transcript is spliced from 5 exons. NCBI's taxonomy places the organism in Eukaryota, Viridiplantae, Streptophyta, Magnoliopsida, Myrtales, Myrtaceae. The record is from RefSeq and is a predicted model, not a curated record. The coding region runs from base 73 to 783 and encodes 236 amino acids. Gene Ontology annotation, molecular function: protein dimerization activity; DNA-binding transcription factor activity.